UCAGAUGCGGAGCGUCGUGGUGCAGUAAGCGCAGCGAGGAGAAGUUGGUUCGAACCUUUUCCUCCGCGAACGGGCACGGUUCGCUUCGGGUGCUUUGUUUACCCGCGUAUCGACGAACCAUCGACUUUGGUAGGCGCUGCCGGGGCCAGAACACCAGGAGUCAAUGCUACCGACGGGAACGCACCCGACCGCCCCUUCCGACAACAGUAAUAACGAAGUCGGAAAGAACAGUGGCACCACCAUGUCCGGCAGUUCCAUAGAAAACCGCAUCACGAUGAUGGAACAGAUGAUCCAGAGCCCCCGUGCGACUCCCUCACUGUCGCUGCCGAUCACAUCGCAGCCGCCGACGAAUCGUUUCAAUCGCACCGGAAGCGGUGGCAUGGGCGGAGGGUCAGGACCCAAUCGACCAUCGUUAGGUUUGAAUCUGCCCAUCGUAUCCGGCAAUCGGCGUAGUGAAUCGGAACUCAAGUUCCAGAAGAUCGUCGACAAAAGCGGACAGUUGAAGAUAAACGAUAAGAUUUAUCGCACGCAGCUCAGUGAUCUGGAGGAUUUGGGCGAACUUGGGAACGGGACCAGCGGUCAUGUGGUAAAAAUGCGACACAAUCCGAGCGGUGCCAUCAUUGCUGUGAAGCAAAUGAGACGCACCGGUAACGACGAAGAAAACAAACGAAUCAUAAUGGAUCUGGACGUGGUGCUGAAGUCGGAAAACUGCAAGUACAUAGUGAAGUGUCUGGGUUGCUUUAUCACCGAUGCAGACGUUUGGAUCUGCAUGGAGUUGAUGACGACGUGCUUUGACAAACUGCAGAAAAAGUCCAAGACCCCGGUCCCGGAAGAAAUCCUCGGUAAGGUAACGGUGGCUACGGUACGGGCACUGGCCUACCUCAAGGACAACCACCGGGUGAUCCACCGGGACGUUAAACCCUCGAACAUUCUGAUCGACGAUCGGGGUAAUAUUAAACUGUGUGAUUUUGGCAUCAGUGGUCGAUUGGUGGACUCGAAUGCCCGUACACGGUCAGCCGGGUGCGCUGCAUACAUGGCGCCGGAGCGAAUCGAUCCAGCAAAAACAGUGUAUGACAUACGGGCAGAUGUGUGGUCCCUCGGUAUCACGCUGGUUGAACUGGCAACCGGUGUAUUUCCCUAUCGUGGCUGUGUGACCGAUUUCGAAGUGCUCACGCAAGUGCUCACCUCGAAUCCGCCGCGGUUGCCAGAGGAUCAGUCCUUUAGUCCAGAAUUUCGUGACUUUGUGCAGCUAUGCCUGCAGAAGGACUAUCAAGCACGACCAAAAUAUCCGGAUCUGCUGAGACACGCUUUCCUACAGCGUGCCGAACACGACACCAACAUCAACGUUGGCGAAUGGUUCCGUAAUGUGGCUGUCAACUGUGGCAUUCAGCUUACUAGCCCACAACCUCCGAGCGCUUCAUCCGCUUCCGUCACUUCCCCUCGAACCUGGGCCGUAUUCUUGGAACAACCCAGAAUACCGACACCGCUCGGAAGCAUGACGGAAGCGGUCCAGGCGCAAUCGAACCAGCAAAAACAAACCAUCGCCAUCGCCGCUUCAUCUAUCCCGAUCAAGUCAACCGCCACCAUCCUAUCCCCCCACAUAGCCAACGAAGCACCUAGUAACCUCAGCAAUCUGCAGCAACGAUCACAGCAACAACAGCAGCAACUUCUUCAGAGCAAACUAAGCAACAUUAGUCUAGCUUCCUCAUCAUCCUCCAUCUCGGCAGCAGUAGGCACGACACCAGUAGCAACGGCCGCCACCUCCACCACCACCUACACGCCGCCUACCUCGUCUUCCUCUCCGGCCGCAUUCGAUCCGCACCGGUCACCCUCGCCCCAGGCCUACUAUUUAGCGAAAAUGCAGUCAAAAAGUGCCAUUACUAGCACUAGCGUACCGAUAGCGACGGGUAUCGGAGGUGGACCGGGAUUGGAGCGAAACGGUUCCCUCGAACCAGCACGAAAGUACAAACACUCGCCGUUUCUUACGCGACGCACCGCCUCCGAGUACGGCAACGGUAGCCCGAAGAAGGAAUCGACUCUGAGCAGUUUGGGGCAAAGUAUCUUCAAAAACCUAACGACAUCACCAUUUGCACAGCGCAAAUCACUUCCGCCGGGUGAAUCGAAGUUGGCCUGCUCAGUGUCUACCUCUCCUUCCCCGAUGCCAGUAUCCUCCGCGCUCUAUGCCAACGGUGCUGGACCAGCGAGUAAUCCGUCCUCACCGUUGUUGCUACUCCGCAAGGCGCACGAGGUGCCGGAAUCAGACACGCAGUAUAGACAUCUGCACGGAAACACUAGUCCAAUUGUUCUACAGCGAUUCUAUCACCAACAGAAUCAGCUGAUCGAGCAGCAAAGGGAAGCAAUGCAGCAACAGCAGCAGCAAGUUGUUUACGGGUACUCUUCACCUUCCCCAGUUCCUUCGGCAAGCGAAGCAUCGCCCCGCCCAACCCGUUACAGUCCUCUACCCUCUCAUCGAACCGUACACCACGGGGUACACCCGGUACUGAGCACCCCGACCCUACACCAAAGUGCAAUCCCGCUCUACGUACAUCACGAACCUACGGCAGGGACAGCUCCAAUGCCGCCAGCUCCCGCUUCCGGCAUACCCGUGUACCAGCAAUCGAGUGGUACCACAGCAAGUCCCAAGCACAAAUCUUCGUCCUUCUUCAACACGUUCAGCCGCGGUAUGAAAAGUGCCGGUCGGGGUGAUAAGGUGAUUGAUCGUGGGGGCACCACUGCACCCACGCUGUUGUCUGGGGAUCGCCCCCUCUACGCCACUACUAGCCAAACCGUGUAUCAUCACCAGGGACAGACGAGUGCGGCGAUGCUGCAACGACACGCAGGAAUCAGCAAUGGAGGGAUGGUAGUACCGGACGGUAGUAAAGAAGAGACAGGAUGGUUCAAUUCCUUUGCAGAUAUCAAGCGAAAGUUUGCCUCGUUCGUGAAGCUGAACAUAAAUAAUAAUGGGACGGGGACGAGUGGUGUGGGCACUGGUGGAACUACCACAAUUGGAGACAAGCGGACACUAAAGGAGAAACACUUGCAACAACAACAGCAGCAGCAGCAGCAACAACACCAUCUUCAGUUGCACCAACCACAGCUUUAUGGAACGAAUCCUUUCGAUAUGUCAGCAACGGCGGGCUCUGCCGGUAUUAUUUACGGUGCGGGAGCAUUUCCCGGUGCUUCGGCAACGUCGGUAGUGCAACCACCGUCCGCCAUACCACCAAUGGCGCACGUGCUCAACAGUCCAGCGACCGAUCGACGGCACCGUAGUCCAGAUCCUCCACCGAGAUUAAACCGCGGCCAAUCACCGCUACUUCUGCAACGGAAACUCGAACAGCUCGGCCACACCGGAUCGCCGUUGCUGAACAGAAGACCCUUUAAUUCUACCUCCCCAUCUCCACCACCUCGGCGUGGUUCGGAAAGUGUUCCCGGAUCGCCGCAACAUUUGCGUGCCCGCAUCAACUACACCCCGGAACCGCACAGGCGUCCGUACCGUACUACGAUCGACCAAUGA
This is a messenger RNA of Anopheles marshallii, 3514 nucleotides long. Its product is annotated as dual specificity mitogen-activated protein kinase kinase hemipterous-like. The record is from RefSeq and is a predicted model, not a curated record. Gene Ontology annotation, molecular function: ATP binding; protein kinase activity. Lineage: Eukaryota; Metazoa; Arthropoda; Insecta; Diptera; Culicidae. The transcript has 9 exons. Bases 164 to 3514 code for a protein of 1116 amino acids. Gene Ontology annotation, biological process: protein phosphorylation.